UGCGCGGAUUCUAGCCCAAGCUGGAUGCCAUCUUAUCAUCACAGCCAGAAACGAAAGCAGGGGCGAAGAAGUAAUAAAGGAGCUUAGGAAUGGAGCUCAUGUUGAUACCACGGUGAAGGCGAUGACGCUUGAUGCAGCAUACUUUGAAUCUUUACAUCGUUUUGGUGCGGAUGUUCAACGUCUCUCGCAUUUGGAUAUGGUGGUUCUCAAUGCGGGGGUGUAUCGAACUGAUUAUACCACUUGUCCGGAGACUGGUUGGGAAGAGACUUUACAGGUCAACUUUAUAAGUACUUAUAUCCUCUCUCUCUUACUCCUUCCCCUUCUAUUGAAGAGUCCCGUACAAGGCCGUCUACUCCUCGUAUCAUCCGAGGCACACGCAUGGGCAAAUAUAGAAAACCACGGUCUCCACGACCUAUUACACUCUCUCAACAACUCAGACAAAUACAACUGCUAUGACCGAUAUCACGCCUCAAAGCUUCUCGUUGUCUUGUGGGCCAAGGAACUAUCCCAACGUCUCGAUCCGCAAAAGGUGUUGGUCGCUUCUGUUUCACCGGGAUACUGCCUUACAGGCCUCUUUCGGGACUUUAAUACAAAAACUGUUUCGUACUGGCUGGAGCGGAUAUUCUGUCGAAGUGCUGAAAAUGGCGCGUGCGAAUAUGUUGUUGCUCUGGCUAAUUUGGACACUACGAGUGGGGGGAGGCUUUUUGCGAACACUACUGAUUAUCCACCGUCUCGAGCAGCGAGUUCAGAAAUAGCGGAGAAGAUUCGUGCCAGUAUGUAUCAAAAUAUGGCUGUCAUUCUGCCGGAGUCGAUAUCAGUGUUGCUUCAACUGGACCAGCUAGAUGUAUAGACAUCCCGUGUAACCAAAUUGGAGUGGAUCUGGUUUAUCCCAACCCCUUCUUUAGUUAGAUCGAGGCAGCAUACCCAGGC
Molecule: messenger RNA, 930 nt
Organism: Aspergillus glaucus CBS 516.65
Lineage: Eukaryota; Fungi; Ascomycota; Eurotiomycetes; Eurotiales; Aspergillaceae
Exons: 3
Coding region: 122-850 (242 amino acids)
Source: RefSeq, a predicted model, not a curated record